Molecule: messenger RNA, 1379 nt
Organism: Spodoptera litura
Lineage: Eukaryota; Metazoa; Arthropoda; Insecta; Lepidoptera; Noctuidae
Source: RefSeq, a predicted model, not a curated record
UGUUGUCUGUGUCGCUUGUCAUUGUCAGUUUUUCAGUUUAUCUGUCAUAUCCUGUGUUUGUUGCGAAGCGUGCUAUUUUUAAUUUUAUAAAAAUAAAAAUAAGAAAAUACUAGCAAUUGUUACAUUUGUUACCUCUACAGACUUGUUUUACUUUUCUAUUUGUAACUAUGGAAAAUAUGAAUUGUAAUUUCGUCGCACCGACAUGUACGAAUGUUCCGGCUGAAAUUGCUCAAAAUAGUACCAUAUUAGAGGAGGGACCAAGGAUUUGUCCUCUAUGCAACGCACCUGUGAGACUGUACUAUGUGCACUACACGUCUAAACUAUUUAUGUGUGAAAACAUCGAGUGCGAGUAUCCAUUUGGUGGUGACUUUACAGUCUACUCCAGCGAUGAUGAUGAUUACUUCUUGUCAGAGUUUGACACUGCCAGUUUUAAGCGUAAGAGGGGCAGUAACGCUACACAGUCUAUAGCGCAGACAAUAAAUGGUACUUCAACUGUCGGGACUAAUUCAGAACUGUCAACCUCAGAAUGGUCCGAUAUAAACAGAUUAAACCAAGCCUAUGAUUCAGAUGAAAGCACGACGCUAUCAAAAAUAUUUACCAGAAAAUCGAAUAAACGUAAGACCGAUAAGAAAGUGAAAAAACAAGAGAAUGAAGAACAGAUUAAACAGAAUGUUGAAAAGAUAAAGGAACUGAAUAAAGUAUUGUUUGAAAACGAUGAUGAUAUAGAAAUAAUACGUAAUGAGAAAUGGAUUAAGAAUUUAUCCACAAUGCAGUCUUCCACCGGAGGUAAGUUGGUUAAGGAACAAGAACUACUGAAAUUAAAAAAGCUUGAACAAAAGCGUGUUCAAGAAUUAAAAAUUGACAUUGAAGCGUCAACAGAUUCCAUGUCUUGUAUCAAAAUUGAAAUUGGUGGUUUGGGAACAAGCAGUAAAACUUAAACAUUGUUUUGAUUGUGUUGUUUUGAUACAUUAAAAUAUAUUUUUUUUUUAUAAGGUACGGUACAUACCGAAGUAUGUCUUGUUUGAAAGAUGUAUCCUGAUUAUUUGUUAAUGAUCUUUUGCAUAGUCAGGUUGGGAUUCUAAUAUUUUAGUACAAAUUAUACUAUUUGUGCUUCUUUGAAUAGGAGUAUUGAAAUUUGGUCUGCUGUGCAAAAAGCUGUGACAAUACACAAAGGUACCAUUGUUUUUCUAAUAUUAGUUUAUAUUAUGUAACUGAACAGGGAACAUGUAUGUAGUAUGUAUGUCAUACGUAAUAGGGGUAAUAAUUAAAAGAAUUAAUAUGAAUGAUUAUAUUGUUUUGUCCAUCCAUCAAAAACUAUUUAUUGUGAUAGGUGUUACCUGUGUUGUGAAAGUUAAAAUUAUAAUGUGAUUUUUGAGUUA